This is a messenger RNA of Gambusia affinis (western mosquitofish), 3142 nucleotides long. It is a transcript of the gene lrrc24, whose product is annotated as leucine rich repeat containing 24. Bases 393 to 2249 code for a protein of 618 amino acids. Gene Ontology annotation, molecular function: protein binding. The record is from RefSeq and is a predicted model, not a curated record. The transcript is spliced from 5 exons. NCBI's taxonomy places the organism in Eukaryota, Metazoa, Chordata, Actinopteri, Cyprinodontiformes, Poeciliidae.
GUCAUUAUUGGUGGAGAGCAUCCGGUGGAGGCAGGGGGAAAAAAAAGGAAUCAAAAGCCGCAUAACAAUAUCAGAGCCUGAGUGGAGCAUCAUCGGCGCUGACGUUCCAGUUUUAUCCCCUCAGCGUCCGCUUCCAGCAGCCGGGCUGUAAGCCGCUGUUCAGACAGACAGGCAGGCAGGCAGCAGCGGAGGAGCGGCGGUGGAGAGGCUCUCCUUUGUGAUUUCAAGUGGGGACGCAGCAGCUUCUAUUCCUUUUCUUUUUUUAACCUCUCCGAGGAUUGUUUUUUUUUAUCUCUCUCUCUCUCUUCAAGUCCUUGGAGCAAGUAGGAACUCUGCUUGUGAGCUCAAGUAAACGGUAGGAUUAGUCUCUGAAGGGGUGUUGUGCCACUGCCAUGACCCUCCUGCGGUUCUCCGGACUCGCCCUGAUCAUCUCAGCCCUCAUCCCUCUUCGGUCCCUGGGUUGCCCCUAUGGAUGUCGCUGCUACAGCCUUACAGUGGAGUGCGGAUCGCUGGGGAUCAAGGAAAUCCCGCAGGGUGCUCCCUCCAUCACGGAGACGAUCUUCCUCCAGGACAACGCCAUAGUGCAGAUUCGUCUUCAGGAUCUGAAUCGCCUGAGAAGCCUCCAUUAUUUGUACCUCCAGAACAACAGCAUCUCAGCACUGGAACCUGGGGCCUUUCUCAACCAGGGCCAGCUGCUGGAGUUGGCUCUCAAUGGAAACCUCAUCCACCUGGUCACCCCUGACAUGUUCCGGGGUCUGGAGCACCUCCGUAUCCUCUACCUUGCCGGCAACCAGAUCACUCGCGUCCAAGACCACACCUUCAGGGGAUUGCAGCGCCUGCAGGAACUGCACCUGCAGGAGAACAGCAUAGAGUUGCUGGCCGAGCACGCUCUGUCUGGCUUAUCGUCUCUAGCUCUGCUGGACCUCAGCAGGAAUCAUCUCCGCACUUUGGGAGCCUCGUCCCUCAAACCCCUCGUCAGCCUGCAAGUACUCCGAAUCACAGAGAACCCGUGGCGAUGUGAUUGCGCUCUCGGGUGGCUAAGAACAUGGAUUGGCGAAGAUGGACAGCGUUUGCUAAGUUCGGCAGAGCAGCGUCGCUUGAUGUGUGCAGAACCCCCUCGUCUUUCCCACCUCAGCCUGGCAGAGGUUGCUCCGAACAGUCUGGUGUGUAUUCCGCCUGUGGUACAGCUGGAGCCCAACCACCUGACUGUGCGACUCGGCGAGAGCCUCAGAGUGUCCUGCCAGGCCUCUGGAUACCCACAGCCUCAGGUGACGUGGAAAAAAGCUUCCCAUGGCAAGGCCCAGUUAUCACCUCGAGGUCUUUUUCAAGAGCUGGGACCCAACGGGGAGUUAUUCCGGCCAGGGCCGGGCGGAGUGGUGACUGCCCUACCUAGCACCGGGGGGAUCAAGGUGGGAGGCGCCGAAGGAAUUCAGGGACUUGUGCGAGGGGCCGAAGAAGGCGGUGAAAGAGACAGCUUUGAUCCGGACAUGGGCAGCGGCAUGCUGUUCCUCAGUAAUGUGACUGUAGCACAUGCCGGACGCUAUGAAUGUGAGGCCUGGAACCCGGGUGGAGUGGCGAGGGUUACAUUUCACCUGGCUGUCAACAUGUCUUCUUCCUCGUACUCAUCCCAGCUCUGGCCUCGUUUGAACACGCACUCCUACAUUUCGUCGUCGUCCAGCUCCUUCUAUCAGCCAGAAGUUCUGGAUGUUAGCCAGGAGCCCCUGUACGAGCAGGACAGCAUGGACUUCAGCGCUCUGGGUCCAGCCACACAGACCGCCAUCGCUAUUGGGAUCUCCCUGCUGGCUCUCACUGCGGUUCUUCUCCUGAUUAUGAUUUACACUCGUCACCAGCAGUAUCAAAAAGAGGACAAUGGCUCCUACUGCACCAGCAAAGAGGAGAGCAUCCUUUACGUGAAUGACUACUCUGACGGACCCACAACCUUUGCUCAACUGGAAGAGUACCGCGAUGAUCACGGCCAUGAGAUGUAUGUCCUCAACCGAACCAAGCCCGUCAUGGGCGCCGCUUCAUCCAGGUGUCCUAUGAUGAGCGGCUUUGUCCAGCAGAAGGGAAUGAAAGAAGCUCUCCUGGAACACGAAAUGGUCCAGACACUGACUAGAUCGGGGGGACUGGGGUUUCGCAGAAACACGACUGAAGGUGGCGAAGGCCCGCUAACGGCAGAUCCAGAAGAACUGCUUCUCAGCCAGAGCCUUCUGUUUGGAUCUCAGGUUGCCUAUGAGAUCCAUUGCUGAAGCGUCUUUAAUGGGUGAAAGUAAAUGUCAAAGGACUUAAAGACAUUACCAGUCAUCUUGUAAGAAAUUAAAGCAUCAGAUCGUUAUCUGGCCUUCGACAAAGAAGAGACACUCAGAUAGUGAUUGCAGAGGGAGAACUCGAUUGCUUCCAGCUUUCCAAAUACCCACUUCUAAUUGAUUGUGUGACAAAAAGACGUGUUUGAGGACUGGACAGAGGGAAUUACAGAGAAAAUAACAACUGACCAAUGGUUUCAGUCUCCAAAUAAACCCUUUAAGGAUAAUUACAAGUGGCUGACUUCACCAGAAGUCUAUAUUGCAGUUAAAUUAACCCCCCCACCCCCAAACUGUGCAGUGUAUGGUUGUAACAAGUGUCAGUGGUUGGUAAUGAAUAUUUUCUAUAAAUGUUUUUUUCUUUGUUUUAUUUUAAAUGUUUUGUCUCCAGGUAUGUUGAAGUUAAUUUCGUGUGAAGUAGAGCUGUUUUGUGAACCCUGUCACAAAUUUCAUUAGAAUUAGAUCAACAACAAUCGUCUAAUGGAAGAUUCAUCAUCACUAUGUGGCCAGAGCGGAUUCAAAGGGUCCAACAAAUGUUGCAAAAGUCAGAGUUCUCAACGUUUGCAUCACUUCACCGUAGACCUUUAUCUUUUGAACGUGUUUUGUGUUUUCUUCAUUUAUGCCAUUAACCCCAAAACAGGAGGUUUGAUCUGGAAUAUUAUUUGGAGGUCCUUGGGAGUAAAACACAAAACAUGACACAACAAAACCAUAGACAAUAUUUUAUACAAAAAACGCAACAACACAGGAAUAAAAGCCUCUUGCAACAAAACAAUUCAUAGGAACCAUGGGUUAACUUGCACAUCCAUUUUGGGGCAAACUGAUGACUUCAAGUAGUUUCCCUG